UGUUGUUUAGUCCACUCAAAAGAGGAUGUUGAGGCUUGUUUUUCCUCCGGACCCAAGGGUGCUCAGGAGCCCCGUAGCCCCUGCCUGUCUUGUACAACGCGUCUCUGAGAAGACGGCGGAGUGUGGGGCUGCGUGGACGUCCCCAGGCGGACCCCAGGGCAUGGCACACAUCCACGACAGCGAUGGGAGCUCCAGCAGCAGUCCCCAGACCCCCAAGAGCACAGCCAAAUGGGCGUCUUCCCUGGAAAAUCUGCUUGAAGACCCAGAAGGCGUGAAAAGAUUUAGGGAAUUUUUAAAAAAGGAAUUCAGUGAAGAAAAUGUUUUAUUUUGGCUAGCAUGUGAAGAUUUUAAGAAAACACAAGAUAAAAAGCAGAUGCAGGAAAAGGCGAAGGAGAUCUACAUGACCUUUCUGUCCAGCAAGGCCUCGUCCCAAGUCAACGUUGAGGGCCAGUCCCGCCUCAAUGAGAAGAUCCUGGAGGAACCGCAUCCACUGAUGUUCCAGAAGCUCCAGGACCAGAUCUUCAACCUCAUGAAGUAUGACAGUUACAGCCGCUUCUUAAAGUCUGACUUGUUCUUAAAACACAAGCGGACCGAGGAAGAGGAUGAAGAAUCACCAGAUGCCCAGACUGCAGCUAAAAGAGCUUCGAGAAUUUAUAACACAUGAGCCCUCCAGGCGCUAGCAGGACUGGCAGCUUUCAGAAUCGAAGGAACUCACUCUCAGGACCAUGCAGGGUGCAUAAUGGCUUUGUUAUCUGCAAGGACUGAAAUGUACAAAAACCCUUCCAUGGGAUCUGUGUAUUUUAUUAUCUGCUUGACCAGUAAGUUUUGCAUGAUGGCUUAUCUUAGAUAAAAAGACAAAUAGCUUUGAAGUUUUAGUUCUGUCUCACACACAAAAGUGAAAUAGUCCUUACACACUGGACAUCUUGAGUAUUUUACGGCUUGAUUAAACUUCAUGUGAGGCCUCCAGGUGAAA
Molecule: messenger RNA, 973 nt
Organism: Odocoileus virginianus texanus
Lineage: Eukaryota; Metazoa; Chordata; Mammalia; Artiodactyla; Cervidae
Gene: RGS10
Product: regulator of G protein signaling 10
Biological process (GO): regulation of G protein-coupled receptor signaling pathway
Cellular component (GO): plasma membrane; nucleus; cytoplasm
Molecular function (GO): GTPase activator activity; G-protein alpha-subunit binding
Source: RefSeq, a predicted model, not a curated record